AUGGUUUUGAGGAGUUUAUUGCUUUUAAUAUGUUUAAGUCAUAUUUUAGCUGCGGACUCGUGGAGGAAACCUGGCUGUCACCGAAUUGGUCAUACAAGAAAUAUAAGUAUACCAGACUGCGUUGAGUUCAAAAUAACAACAAAUGCCUGCCGAGGAUUUUGCGAAUCAUGGUCUUUGCCAAGCAUCAUGCUGGGUAUUAAAAGGCAUCCGGUUACAUCGUUGGGACAGUGCUGUAAUAUAAUGGAAUCUGAGGAUGUUCCAGUUAAAGUGUUGUGCUUAGACGGCGAAAGAAACCUAAUAUUUAAGUCCGCCAUCUCAUGCGCUUGUUAUCAUUGUCAAAAAGAGUAA
Molecule: messenger RNA, 348 nt
Organism: Parnassius mnemosyne (clouded apollo)
Lineage: Eukaryota; Metazoa; Arthropoda; Insecta; Lepidoptera; Papilionidae
Source: the annotation of a GenBank genome assembly